CCCCACACACAGAGGUAGACACAAAGCACACAACCUGUACAGUCUAGUAUAAAAACACGUCAAAUGAGAAAAAAAUUUAAUAUAAUAAUAAACACUUCAGUUCCCAUGUAGCCAGUGAGUGGACGGGACACUACUCUCACUUUCUGAAUUUUGCAAUUUAUACAUCUAGUGGACUAGCUCUUAAACAACGAGUGAUGUCUGCAAAGUUAUCAAGUAUGUAGCCUAAUGAACACAAAUAAUUACAGGAACAGCUUUAAAUAAAGCAAACGUAUGAUUAUUGGUGCUAAAUGUAAUUUUUUUUGUAAGAUACACGCGACAUUUGAACCGAACGCAGAACGCAUACAAUGUCGGAUUUUAAAGGUAGGCUAAGUCAUCAAACUUUGGUCCAGUUGUUGAACUGGGGACUGCUCAGGAAAACAUCUUUCAAAAUUCAGUGAAUAACACACUUUUUUGUCGAAAUGCAAGUCAGUGCACCGACACGCACAGAAACAGGUCAGACCCGUGACGUCACGGUUGUUUACCUCGACGCUCAACCUCGCCAGUGGACAGGCUCAACACGUGACACCUCCUUAGUACGAUUCAGCCAAUCAGCGAAAGCAGGAUGAAAAAAAAAAAAAAAAAAAUCGGGAUAUCCUGAUUGUUUUUCAUGAAUACAUGUGUUUCUAAGGUCUGGAAAAGAAACUUGAUAAAUCCAGCAAAAUAAAAAGAUUUUGUCGAAAAGCUGGGGAAAGAUGAUUUGCAGGGUGCCCAGAAGUCCAGUCUGUGUGGCCAUCGCCCUGUGUGUCCAGGCUGCAGCCUUCCAGCUAGUGACUGUAGCGGGCAUCGGGUGGAUAACUUAUUCUGCUUACAAUGUUGGACUGUUUCGAGAGUGCAAGUCUAACACUUGUGUUGGCGUGUCGGAUACUAAAGAUUGGUGGAAGGUGACCCAGGCGUUCUCCAUCCUCGGACUGUUUGCAAUCACCGGAACUUUGGCUUUCGGAAUUCUGCAAUGUUUUGUGGAAGACUCCCGCGUGCUGUCUCGUUGUGGAAUAGCUUCGUGCUUUACCUCAGUGACCUUCCUAGUAAUAGAAUUUUCCGUGUUUGUUGGCAAGACAAGUGCUAUGUCUGCAUAUUUCUCCUGGGGCUACGGGUUUGUUCUCUCCAUCAUCGCCUGCAUCCUCUGCUUUUUUACCGGUGUGAUGUUCGUAGCAGACCUACACCACUCUUCGCCGACGGUGCAUGGUUGGCAGAGAGAAUGAAAUAUUGGGAGCUGGCUUGGCACUGUUGCUUGCUUGUAAAUUCACAUACAUUCAUAUUCGGAGUAAUGUUUGUCCAUUCUAUGAAACAUUGGAACAGUGUAAAAUACAGUUGGGGAUAUACUCGGGUGUGUAAAUUAAGUAACAUAGAAAUGAACAGGAAGUAAACAUUGUUGACGUAGUUCACGUCCUCUACACAUUACGUGAUGCACGUGUGUCUGAGCCAGAAAGUUUACAGUCACACCGACAUCUUAUAAACCAGGUAAGUAGUUACCGCAAAAUGUACGAUACUAAAUUCAACCAUAGUUAAAGCUUUGGUCAUGUGUGUACAAGUGGAGCAAAAGGAAGAGAAAGUUCAGUUGUCUAUGUAAAGAUUUUAUAACAAACACAGACUCUAUACAAUACAUCAAAACUAUUUUGUUUUUGUAUGGUGUAAGUUCAUUUUCGAAAAAUAAUUUCGCAUCGUUUAUGUUCAUAGUGGGAAAAUAAUUCUACUCACGGGUCAUCUUGCCCCUGCUUCUCCUCACAGCAUCUCCUGACUGUGUCAACUUUCAUCAACUUCCCAGACUUGAUUACUGGACAAAACUGCUCACGUCCUUUUCUGACUCUAACCCAACACUCAUGUACCAUUUUCAUUUCAAUUUUUGUUUAUUUAACUAUUGGGGUAAGGCUAUGUGCGUAGGCUGGAGGCUAUAUAAUAAACAGUUCUCUCACACACA
Molecule: messenger RNA, 1954 nt
Organism: Pomacea canaliculata
Lineage: Eukaryota; Metazoa; Mollusca; Gastropoda; Architaenioglossa; Ampullariidae
Exons: 3
Coding region: 732-1238 (168 amino acids)
Source: RefSeq, a predicted model, not a curated record